This is a messenger RNA of Caenorhabditis briggsae, 2883 nucleotides long. The transcript is spliced from 11 exons. The coding region runs from base 1 to 2883 and encodes 960 amino acids. The record is from RefSeq and is a predicted model, not a curated record. Lineage: Eukaryota; Metazoa; Nematoda; Chromadorea; Rhabditida; Rhabditidae.
AUGAUAGGGCUUGCUGCUCAGAGGAAACCUAAUGGGUCUUUGAUCGUCGUCUCACCGAAAGACGGCAUUGAGUUUGAUAUCGAUGAGGAUCUUCUCAAUAAAAAUAUUGUUAAACUUGGUAGUUUCUGUCGUAUAGAAGUCGAAAAUAAUGUGCCGGUUUCCUAUUCUCUCGUAAAGAAGUAUGGUACGGGAAAAAUAGAAGCUGAAGUAGAGAGUGAUUCUGUUCAGAUAAAUGGAAUCACUGGAAUUCUAUCCAGCAAGCUCGCCUUGUUCUACAAAACGAAAGAUUUUGGAGAGGUUGCAUGUAAAGAUAAGGUUGCUGGGCAAAUUGGAACUAAACAUCAGCUUAUUAUUUCGAGAUUACCAGAAAACCAGCGGACUGGUCUUUACUCCAGAUUUGUAUGGCAAGGCGUAUCGGAUGGAAUUGUGGAAAAAGUUGGAAAAGAAAACGCAAUUGAAGCUAAGAAAACGAAUAAAAAUUCGAUUCCAGAAGAAGUGAACGAUGAGAAAGAUGAAGAGAAAGCUAAAGUUGCUAAGUCUGGAGAAAAAAUGCCAGAAAAGAAGCAUAUUUUUGGAUUCGUAGUUGGCAAAAAUCAACGCGAACAGUCGAGAUACGUUUUCUGUAAUCUCACUUAUCCUGGAGCUGACGGCAAAGUGUUUUGCAACAAAAAUAAUUCUGUGGAUGUCGGUGAUUGGGUGCGACUAGAAUUCAACAAAAAAGAGUUUUCAAAGUAUUUCCCAACAAAUCCAAAAGCCAAUACGCCAACAUUUUCUAUCUUGACAUGGAGAAAAAUUCCCGAUCCUCGUAAUUAUAAAGUGUCUCAACAUGGCGAAGUUUUGGAAGUGAGAAUCAAAGACUAUGCACUCCCAGCCAAUCAUAAAAGUGGCGAUUCUAUCGAGGAUAAUUAUUUGGGACUCGUCGACGAUGGAAAUAAAAUGAUUAGAAAAGGAUCAGAGACGGUUGACUUGGUCAUCAGACGACGCAAACCGUUCAGAACAAGUGAUGGAAAAUGGACAGUUUGGUUUGUUAAAGAAUCAAGGAAAUCAACUUCGAGAUCUGAAAGCCCAUUUUCUACGGAACGUAGUUCUUCAAAUUUUCAGGAUAGUCGUACGUCUCGAAAGACAAACAAAAAUCAGAAGAAAAAUGAGAUGAAACAGAAUGACAGAUUUCUAAAAGAAGGAUCAUCACAGUCCAAAGAAAACGGUUUGGCGCAUGGUAACAAUAAUAAUUGUGCCUAUCCACCUGGAUUUUUCUUCGGUCCCCCGAAUAUCAAUUGGCAAAUGGGUCAUCCAAAUCCUGUGGGACUAAUCCACGCGAUGGGAGGAGCGAUGUCCAUGGGAUCUGUCGCAGCAAUGCCGGGUUACCCUGGUUUUGUCUAUCCACAAGCAUUCAUGCCACCGUUGGCAGGUUGUCCCCCUCCAUUUCCAAAAUCUGAAAGGAAUCAAGAAGCUCCUCGAAAGCCAAAUACUGAACGUGUUUUGAAAGGAGAGCCGGUCAGAAAAAGGGCUGUGGUAACAUCUAUAAAACAAAACUUCGGUUGCAAGGAAAAGGAAAAAAGCCAGAGAGCAUUCUUGUGGCUAUUGGAUGACCAUAGACAAUCAGUUUUGUUGACAUCUGGGGAAGUUGUUCAAGAGAGAAACAACGAAAAAGUCAAAUUGUUCCCCGGCUAUUUCUUCGAUGGAGUCUUUCAGCAAGAUGAAGAAGAUAGAUGGGAGUGCACGAGACAUAUGACUAGACUAGGAAAACUCCUGGAAGGAAGCGUGCACAAUGGCGCUCUCGAGUUCCAGUUUGUAGUGAACGAUUACUUCCCACAGUCUGCAGAACGUCUCAAUCCGGAAACGUUCCACAGCUUCAUUGGAAAAAUUAUUGACAAAGAGAAUAAACUACCGAAAGAUUGCUCAUCGGGUGUCCGAAUCGGUAUCAAACUUUGGAAUCUCCCAGAGAGAGGUGAAUGGUGUUGGGUCGUCUCGAAAGUAUUUCAAUCAUCGAAGCACGUCCAACUUCUGAUGGAGUUUCAUCAGGCAUGGCACAAACCAGGAAUUCGAGAUGUGAUCCGCCAUGAAUCAAUAAAGGAAUUCUUGCUGCUACAAGAUUUAAUGGAUACCAAAGCUGAAAAUGAUGAGGAGCAUAAUAAGGAGUUGAUUGAUAAUAAGGACUGGAAGUACGCUUGGGUGGUUGUUCAUGAUGGAGAUUUUAUCAGAAUGCUAGUGUUUCCCCGAGUUAAAGGACAAGGAAUGAAUCUCAUGAAGAAGAAUGUGAAAGAAAAAUCUGUUUAUAGGAAAGUAAAAAACAUGAAAGCUAACAGACUGUAUCGUGCAAAGCUGAAUGAUGUGGGCGAUGUCGUUGAAAUGAUUGAUUGUGAACAGCAUUUUUAUGCCGAUAAGUAUGGUAAAAUCCAGUUCAAAAUCGUAUCCACUGAUGACCUUCUUCUGGCGAAAAAUGUAGCGGUAGUUGAACCGAUUGGCGUUCCUGAGUGUUUUGGAAAACUCAUCUUCUGCUAUCCAGAUCGUCCAAUCACAAAGAAAAAAGUGUUGAUGCAAACAACCUUCAGAAUUCUUGACGAUAAGGAUGCAUUUUCUGAUAAUGAGCUGGUUCAAACUGCAGGAGUAUGCUUUAUCAACACUGGUGAUCCAGUGGAGAAAUUGCCAAACCAAAAUCUGGAGGAAGUCAUGGAAUCGGAAAGAACCUUUUCUGAGAGAAAACUGGAGAAUUACAAACAUAAUUAUUUUAAAAACAAGUUGUUGGUCCUUCAUCCCAAAGAUGAAGUGUUUCCAAUGUUCAAGGCAGUUUGUUCCAUUUUGAGAAGUACUCAGAUUCUCAAAGAAUUAAAGAAGCAAGACAUCGAUACUCAUCGGCUCAUCAAAUUGCAAGCUUCGAUUUAG